This is a messenger RNA of Strongylus vulgaris, 480 nucleotides long. The record is from the annotation of a GenBank genome assembly. NCBI's taxonomy places the organism in Eukaryota, Metazoa, Nematoda, Chromadorea, Rhabditida, Strongylidae.
UCCUUUAUCGCCAAGAAUCAGGAGAGAAACGCUCAUCUUGGAAACAUUAGCUACCAAAUUGGUGAUGCAGUUCACCUACAAAUGGACGAAAAGAGUGUGGAUUUGGUCUUCACCAACUGGCUCAUGAUGUACUUAUCGGAUAGGGAAGUAAUUGAGUUCUUGUUCAAUGCCAUGAGAUGGUUGCGAGCAGAUGGAUAUCUGCAUCUUAGGGAAAGCUGCUCGGAGCCUAGCACAGGUCGCUCAAAGAGCGCAACACUGCAUUCCAACGCAGAAGCAAAUCCUACCCAUUACCGUUUCUCCUCGCUUUACAUCAAGCUUCUUCGUGCAAUAAGAUAUCGCGACAAUGACGGAAAAGUAUGGCGAUUUGAUGUGCAGUGGAGCUGUUCUGUGCCCACAUACAUCACGGUAAGCUUACAGUUCAAAAUAUCGCGAGUGUCUGAUUUAAAUGUAAUUCGACUUCAAAUUUUAGCGAUCGAAUAA